Messenger RNA from Trichoplusia ni (cabbage looper), 1923 nucleotides. RefSeq names its product glutamic acid-rich protein-like. The transcript is spliced from 2 exons. The coding region runs from base 21 to 1877 and encodes 618 amino acids. The record is from RefSeq and is a predicted model, not a curated record. Lineage: Eukaryota; Metazoa; Arthropoda; Insecta; Lepidoptera; Noctuidae.
AGAAUGCAAAGAUAUUUGGAAUGAUGGAUAAAGAUAAAUGCAACAGUAGUCGCCGAGUCUCCAAUGUUGACUCACUGAUUGAAAAGCUAAAGUUGGAGAUCUCGCGUGAAUCUGAAGAUGAUUUUAUUACCACCAGAAGAUUGACAAUACAAUCAACAUCAAAUACGCAUGAAGUGAAUGACGAAGUCAAAAAUGAUCCUCCCCACGAUAUCGAUAAAGAAAUCACCGACUUAGAAAACCUCAUAAAAAGGCUUCAAGCCGAAAUAGUAGAUAUGACAGAAAGUGCCAGCAGACCAUUGAAAGACUACUACCCUGAUGUCUCGAAUGAAGAUGUUAGUGACAGCAAAACCAUAAAACACGUAAAACCGACAUUCCAUGAUGAAGAUGAGUUAAAAAAAAACGUCGAUGACGCGCCGAAAAGUUCAGUCGACAAUCACUAUUAUCCAGUCAUUUUAAAAGAUGAAAGUACUUUUGAAGCUAAGUUGUUAGCGAACGAGUCGUCAAACACAGAAACCGUUUCUGAAGACUCUAACAGUAAGAAGGAUACGAUGGAUGACGUGAGGAAAAAUUUCUCUAUGUUAUGGGACGAUGUGCCACAGCCAGGUGACGGUGAUUUACAUAUAAACGAAGAACCAGUACCUGAUAGUAAUGGUGUACCUACAAAUGAACUGAAUGAUUCAACAGUAGACAUAUCACUAAAUACAUAUGGUGAGCAAAUAGAAAACAAUGUUGUUGAACAUUCAGACGACGAAAACAUCAUUAAGAAUCCCAAAGAAUAUCCCGAACCUGUUUCGAAGAAACAAAGUAAAAGGUCAAUAAACAUCCAAAAAUUCGAACAUGACACUAACAAAUCUGAUCUCCCUGGCAACGACGAGCAAUUAGGUAGUGCCAAAGAGUCGAAAAAAAAGAAAAGACAUAAGUCUGAUAGUCAUACAGAAGUGGUAGAGAAAGAGGUUGGUGUAGUCCACAAAUCUGACAGUACUGUCCAUGUGCAAGAAGUAAAAGAUAGUGUCAAUACGGAAGCCAGCGCACACAAAGUUGUUAUUAAUGAGGCUCCUAAGCCCGAGUCCAAAAAAAUUACUAGUGAAAGCACACCUAAAUCAAGCACUAGAGACUUAUUCAGAAAGAUUCGUAAAAUAGUGAGUCGAGAUAGUGCAAGGUCUAGUCAUAGACAACUCCCAAUAGAAAACCCAAAGAAUUCUAAAGCACCACAGACUACUGAGGACGAAAGAAAGAAUAAAGAGGAAAGCCCUGCUCAAUCGAGCAGAACAGAUGAACACCAAAUGCCAGGAGUAGUCAAUAGUACAACAUUACCAGGUACAGAUAAAAAAAGCAAAGAUUUAAUCAAACACGUUAGCAAUAUGUCACCUAACAUAAGUAAAGAAGAUCUCAUCACUGUGCAUGAUCCUUCCAAGUCUGUGGCAGAAACUGAUCGACCGAACGUUAUAGAAAACGUUAUAGAAACAAAUACAGUAGUCACAGAAGAACCAAAAAGUUCAGUUAUUACUAAAACCGAGACUGAACAAGUUGUGACCGCCGAUAAAUCGUCACCUGUAAACCCUAUAAGUCCUUUGAUCCCAAGCACUCACAGCUCAAUUCCUCCAUCCUUCAGCAAGGAACUUACAGAAGAUAUAAAGCAACAAGUUAUGAAAGUUGAAACAGCAGUUGUAGAAGAUAAAACGGCGACAAAAGAUUCGGCGAAAGAAACUUCAGAAGUAGAAGAAGACGUAUUUAGUGAUUCAGAGGAUCAUCAAGAUGACAAUGACGAGUUUCAAGACUUACCUCAAGAAGAUGACGAAGAUGACAAUGAGGACGAUGAUGACGACGACGAAGAAGAAGAGGAUGAAAAAGAAAAGAAUCCAUAUGAUGUGGACUAAACAAUAACAGAAUUAAAAUGUGCAAUAAACCGGUGCUUUUUUGCAA